AGUGGCAACUGCUGGGUAGUUAAUGCGCUGGCCUGGGAUGUAGGCACGAAGAAAAUCCUGAAGUGUCGGCCCACAGACUGUGAUGGCUGGGAGGUUGAGGGCCCGCUCUUGCCCACCCAGACCGCCUACCACUGAUGUUCCCGGAUGCACUGGCGUCCAGCGCCUGCCCUUUCGCCAUUUCCCCCUAUUAGCAUUAAAUCCCGGUGUUGAGAUGGCAAUGCUUUAGAACCCAGGCGUCAACGUGUUCUGUAGCCGCCAGUCCGCAGGAAGCGCAAGUGAUGGUUUUGCUGGGUGAACUCGGUGGUCACCCAAAUCCUAGUAAUCCAGUCCCGGAGAAGAGCUCCUGGCCUUCCGUAAUGCCAAGUGUGAGGCAAUCAACACAUGCCUUUCGAAAGAACGUUAAAUGAAUCCAGAAGAAGCCCUUUAAAGGAACCCCCUACGAGACCAUGUUGGAAUUGAGGUUUGGGUUAUCCUUCAGCGAAUGAGGCCGGGUAGAUGCACGCUGCUGGGUUUAGAAACAAACAAACAAACAACAACAACAACAAAUGAGCAAGCGAGACGCCCCUUCUGUUUUAUGAGAACCAGGCUGCAAGCAAAUAAAUCGGCUGGCCCCACUGCAAUCUUCUGCGCUCGAGCACCAAGAGGUCCUGUUCCUAUCAAUUACAGAAGCCAUAAAGAAAAGUUUUAAGAAGUUAAAUCUUUACCAUAAUGAGGUGUUGCCACAUCUGCAAACUUCCCGGACGAGUGAUGGGCAUUCGAGUGCUUCGUUUCUCUUUGGUGGUCAUCCUUGUGCUGCUCCUCGUAGCCGGGGCUUUGACCACUUUACUUCCAAAUAUCAAGGAAGACAAGAUGCUCACUUUGCGUAGGGAAAUAAAAUCUCAGGGCAAGUCCGCCCUGGAUUCCUUUACUCUAAUAAUGCAGACAUACAACAGAACAGAUCUCUUACUGAGACUCUUAAAUCAUUAUCAGGCUGUGCCGUAUCUGCAUAAAGUGAUUGUGGUGUGGAACAACGUUGGGGAGAAGGGGCCAGACGAGUUAUGGAACUCUCUAGGGCCUCACCCUGUCCCUGUGAUCUUCAAACUCCAGACAACAAACAGGAUGAGAAAUCGACUGCAGGUCUUUCCCGAACUGGAAACCAAUGCGGUGUUAAUGGUAGAUGAUGAUACGCUAAUUAGCGCCCAAGACCUUGUCUUUGCUUUCUCAGUUUGGCAGCAAUUUCCUGAUCAAAUUGUAGGAUUUGUUCCUAGAAAGCAUGUCUCUACUUCAUCAGGGGUCUACAGUUAUGGAGGUUUUGAACUGCAAACACCGGGGUUUGGAAAUGGCGACCAGUACUCUAUGGUGCUGAUUGGAGCCUCAUUCUUCAAUAGCAAAUACCUUGACCUGUUUCAGAGGCAACCUGCAGCUGUCCAUGCUUUGAUAGAUGAAAUCCAGAACUGUGAUGAUAUUGCCAUGAAUUUUAUCAUUGCCAAGAACACUGGGAAGACUUCAGGGGUAUUUGUGAAACCUGUAAACAUGGGCAAUUUAGAAAAAGAGUCCAACGGUGGCUAUCCUGGAAUGUGGCACCGAGCUGAGCACUUUCUGCAGAGGUCUUACUGUAUAAAUAAGCUUGUUAGUAUCUACGAUAGCAUGCCCUUAAAAUACUCCAACAUCAUGAUUUCUCAGUUUGGUUUUCCCUAUGCCAACCACAAAAGUAAAAUAUGAAACUAAAACAAAAACAAACCUCAAAACUGCUUAGUGUCUGAGUAGCUUCUCUUUGCUAGGGUUGGUGUUUUGUUUUUUUGUUUGUUUUGUUUUUUGUUGUUUUUUUUUUAAGCAACAUCAUGAACUUUUAUCCACUACAGAAGUCUCUACAAAGGAAAAAAUGUACCAUGCUUCUAGGACAUAAAAUUUACAGGAACUUCAAAAACCAAGAAGCUGGUACUCUCUAGAUAGGUUUUUUUUGCGAGGAAUUUUCAUACACGGAUAGAACUCCUUGGUCAGUGAUUUUAUUGUUUACAUUCUGAGACAGUUCUACAAUUUCUUGGACUCCUGGCAUUUGCCUUAAGGACCUAUAGUAAGUUGUCUCCAGGAUCAGAAACUCCAGAAAAGCAUUUCUCAGCUUUUUCCCUAAAGGAUGAUUGUUUUCAUUUGAAGCCUGAAAUGCCUCAUUAGCAAAAGCCUACGGCAUAGAGAAAAGCCAUGUGAGGGGAGAAUAGUCUCAAUCCCUUAUAAAAACAAGUGGAAAACUCAUGACUCCCAGUGCUUUCAUUGUGGUCUUUCCAACCAGCCCUUUCCAGCACUAACUCGGCCCGGCAUGGUUUUGAUGCAACCAUCAGUGCUUUGAUUUUCGUUGAUAAGUCUGUUGUGACUGGGAGAGUUCAUUUUAGUAGCUGAAGGAUGUCUAGUUGUUUGCUUGAUUUUUGUGCAUAUUUACUGCAUGGAUCACAAAAAAGUGCAACCUGUGUUUCUUAUGUGCAACUUCUAUGCAGCAGGGAGCAAAUGUGUUACUGGAUUCAGGUAGUGCAUUUUGUCCCUGAAUCUGACCUUGAGAAGUGUAUGUUAAUUCUUAUAUUUACAUAAACUGUGUGUUGUUUAAGAAACAUAAAAUAAUCUUCUGAAAGAAUGAUUAAUUAGGAACUGGCGAAAGUUACAGCCUUUGGUAUGGAAAGACCUUUAUUGUUAGGGCAUAGGAUUAUCUCAUGGAUACUAAAGAGUUAUGUGUAUUAUACACAAAGUUAAUCUCUCGUAUUCAGAGCUGCUGCUGCUUUUUUUUUUUUUUUCAAAAAAGACCCAAGGCAUUCAUCAUGAUGAUAUUUUGAUUACAUACAGGAAAAAAAUAACUGAAUCAUAGCAGAGGAAUUUUAUAGGGAGUCUGCAUCGGUAAAUUGUUAACCUGCUCACUCUGUUACGUGAAUUAGUAUCUGUGUUCCACAUAGUGUCUGUGUUUGGUCCUUGUUUACAACAGUAGCAAGGAAUACCUAAUUAAGCUCCUGUCUACCACCUUCUCCUCUUCCCCUUCCCCCUCCUCCUCCCAUAAUGUCAUUGUAUUCUCACAUUUGCAAAGCUGUGAAAAUAUAAUAAUAAUCAUGGUUAAUGUUCCAAUAAUGAGGUCUAUGUGCAGUUAGUUCAGUAUAUGUUGUUUCUUUACAUUGGCAUGUGUAGGUGUCUUAAUGCAGUCAGAUAAAACCAGUAGAACCCAGAACCUCACUAAAAACCUAUAUGUUCAUUAUGUGCUUUGGCCAAACUUGGUAGUGAUUUUUUGCCUCUUGGAAUUCACCUGGCAGAUAAAUAAAAUAAACUUCUACCAUGCAGAUGUUCUCUUAA
Molecule: messenger RNA, 3303 nt
Organism: Callorhinus ursinus (northern fur seal)
Lineage: Eukaryota; Metazoa; Chordata; Mammalia; Carnivora; Otariidae
Gene: EXTL2
Product: exostosin like glycosyltransferase 2
Cellular component (GO): membrane
Molecular function (GO): glycosyltransferase activity
Source: RefSeq, a predicted model, not a curated record